CUCAGACUCCUUCAGAGGUCCAGGGUGUCCCCCCCACCCCCAACACUGGGCUUGGGGCCAGUUUUAUUUCUUGGCUGUCACGUGGUUUCCCAGCUUAGCUGGGUCAGGGGAGGGGCAAAGUCCAGAGUCAACUCUGCUCCAAGGCAGAGCUUGACCAGAAAGGGGCACACAGACAGACGGGUCUGGUCUCUCUCGGGUCUUCCAGCCAUGAGGCUCCUCUGGGGGCUGAUCUGGGCAUCCAGCUUCUUUGCUGUGUCUCUGCAGAAGCCCAGGUUGCUCCUGUUUUCUCCUUCCGUGGUUCACCUGGGGGUCCCCCUGUCGGUGGGGCUUCAGCUCCAGGAUGCUCCCCCAGGACAGGAAGUGAAAGGAUCAGUGUUCCUGAGAAACCCAUACAAAAUUCAUGUCUCCUGCUCCCCAAAGGUGGACUUCCUCCUCACCUCGGAAAAAGACUUCAUUCUCCUCAGUCUCCAGAUACUCCCCCAAAAUGCUGAGAAUUGUGGCCUCAAAAGCCUCCUUGGAGGCCCCCAGGUUCAGCUGGUGGCCCAGUCACCAUGGCUGAAAAGCUCUCUGUCCAAAGACGUGGACACUCAGGGCAUCAACCUGCUCUUUUCCUCUCGCCGGGGGCACCUUUUCCUGCAGACCGACCAGCCCAUUUAUAACCCUGGCCAGCGGGUUCGGUACCGGGUCUUUGCUCUGGAUCAAAAGAUGCGCCCGUCCGUAGACAGCCUCACAGUCACCGUGGAGAACUCUCAAGGCCUCCGUGUGCGGAAGAAGCAGGUGUUUGUGCCCACGUCCAUCUUCCAGGAUGACUUUGUGAUCCCGGACAUCUCAGAGCCGGGGACUUGGAAGAUCUCAGCCAGAUUCUCAGACGGCCCAGAAUCCAACAGCAGCACCCAGUUUGAGGUGAAGAAAUACGUCCUUCCCAAUUUUGAGGUGAAGAUCAUCCCUGGGCAGCCCUACCUCCUGACAGCACCUGGCGUGCUUGGGGACAUCCAGUUAGACAUCCAGGCCAGGUACAUCUAUGGAAAGCCAGUGCAAGGGGUGGCCUAUGUGCGCUUUGCGCUCCUGGGUGAGAACGGUGACAAGACUUUCCUUCGGGGGCUGGAGAAGCAGAUCAAGCUGGUGGAGGGCCAGUGCCAGGUCUCCCUCUCCAAGGCAGAGUUUCAGGGUGCCCUGGAGAAGGUUAACGUUCCUCUGACUGACCUCCCAGGGCUGCGCCUCUAUGUGGCAGCAGCCAUCAUUGAGUCUCCAGGGGGAGAAAUGGAGGAGGCAGAGCUCACAUCCUGGCGUUUUGUGUCAUCUCCCUUCUCCUUGGACCUUGGCCACACCAAGCGACACCUCGUGCCUGGGGCUUCCUUUCUGCUGCAGGCCCUGGUCCGAGACAUGUCAGGCUCCCCAGCCUCUGGCAUUCCUGUCAAAGUCUCUGCCACAUUCUCUCCUGGAGCUGCUUCUGAAACACGUGACUCCCAGGGACACACAGAUGGGAGCGGCCAAGUCAUUAUCCCCUUCGCUGUCCCUCAGACCACCUCAGAAGUACAGUUCUCGUUGUCUGCAGGCUCCCCUCAUCCAGCCACAGCCAAGCUCACCGUGAGAGCCCCCACCUCAGGAAGCUCUGGGUUUCUGUCCAUUGAACGGCUGGACACUAAACCCCCUCGGAUUGGGGACACUCUCAGCCUGAACCUGCAAGCCGUGGGCAUCAGCGGGGCCAGCUUCUCUCACUACUACUACAUGGUCUUGUCCCGGGGCCAGAUCAUGUCUGUGAGCCGAGAGCCCAGGAGGGCCCUGACCUCCGUCUCCGUGCAUGUGGACUACCGCCUGGCGCCCUCCUUCUACUUUGUGGCCUUCUACUAUCACAGGGGCCUCCCCGUGGCCAACUCCCUGCGAGUGGACGUCCAGGCGGGGGCCUGUGAGGGCAAGCUGGAGCUGAAUGUGGACAGUCACAAGGACUAUCGUCCGGGGGAAACUGUGAAGCUCCAGCUGCGCACAGAUUCUUCAGCCCUGGUGGCCCUGGGAGCUGUGGACACCGCUCUGUAUGCUGUGGGUGGCAGGUCCCACAAGCCCCUGGACAUGGGCAAGGUCUUCGAAGUCAUGAACAGCUAUGACCUUGGCUGUGGUCCGGGGGGCGGGGACAGUGCCUUGCAGGUGUUUGAGGCAGCUGGUCUGGCCUUUUCUGAUGGACACCAAUGGACCUCAGUCAGAAAGAGUCUGAGCUGUCCCAAGGAGAAGAAAACCCGGAAAAAGAGAAAUGUGAACUUCCAGAAGGCAGUUAAUGAGAAGUUGGGCCAGUAUACCUCCCCAGCAGCCAAGCGUUGCUGCCAGGAUGGGCUGACACGGUUGCCCAUGACGCGCUCCUGUGAGCAGCGAGCGGCCCGUGUGCAGCAGCUGGCCUGCCGGGAGCCCUUCCUGUCCUGCUGCCGGUUUGCUGAGGGCCUGCGCAAGAAGACCCGGGCCAGGGGCCAGGUGGGCCUCGCCCGAGCCCUGGAGAUCCUGCAGGAGGAGGACCUGAUGGAUGAAGACGACAUUCCUGUGCGCAGCUUCUUCCCGGAGAACUGGCUCUGGAGCGUGCAGCUCGUGGACCGCUUCCUCCAGGUGCCGCAGGUGCUGCCCGACUCUCUGACCACGUGGGAGCUCCAUGGUGUGAGCCUGUCCAAAGCAACAGGCCUAUGUGUGGCCACACCCGUCCGGCUUCGAGUGUUCCGGGAGUUCCACCUGCACCUCCGCCUGCCCGUCUCUGUUCGCCGCUUUGAGCAGCUGGAGCUGCGGCCCGUCCUCUACAACUACCUGGACAAAGAUCUGAUGAUGAGCGUCCACGUGUCCCCGGUGGACGGGCUGUGCCUGGCUGGGGGCGGAGGACUGGCCCAGCAGGUGCUGGUGCCCGCACGCUCUGCCCGGCCUGUUGGCUUCUCUGUGGUGCCCACGGCGGCGGCGGCCGUGUCCCUGAAGGUGGUGGCUCGAGGGUCCGUGGAGUUCCCUGUAGGGGAUGCAGUGUCCAAGAUUCUAAAGAUUGAGAAGGAAGGGGCCAUCCACAUGGAGGAGAUGGUCUAUGAACUCAACCCGCUGGACUACCGUGGCCGGACCUUGGAAAUUCCUGGCAACUCUGACCCCAAUAUGAUCCCCGAUGGAGGCGGCAGCAGCUAUGUCAGGGUUACAGCCUCAGAUCCACUGGACACUUUGGGCUCUGGGGGGGCCUUGUCACCAGGAGGCGUGGCCUCCCUCCUGAAGCUUCCGUCUGGCUGCGGGGAGCAAACCAUGGUCCUUCUGGCCCCGACACUGGCUGCUUCCCAGUACCUGGACAGGACGGAGCAGUGGGGCAAGCUGCCCCCAGAGACCAAGGACCACGCUGUGGAUCUGAUCCAGAAAGGCUACAUGCGGAUCCAGCAGUUUCGGAAGACAGAUGGUUCCUAUGGGGCGUGGCUGCAUCGGGACAGCAGCACCUGGCUCACAGCCUUCGUGUUGAAGGUACUGAGUUUGGCCCAAGAACAGGUGGGCGACUCACCUGAAAAGCUGCAGGAGACAGCCAGGUGGCUGCUGUCCCAGCAGCAGGCCGACGGUUCAUUCCAGGACCCCUCUCCGGUUCUCCACAGGGCCAUGCAGGGGGGCUUGGUAGGAAAUGAUGAGACUGUGGCCCUGACAGCCUUUGUGGUCAUCGCCCUUCAGCACGGGCUGGCCGUCUUCCAGGACAACGCAGAGCUGAAGCAGAAAGUGGAAACUUCCAUCUCAAAUGCAAACUCAUUUUUGGGGACGAAAGCAAGUGCUGGGCUCCUGGGUGCCCACGCAGCUGCCAUCACAGCCUACGCGCUGACGCUGACCAAGGCCCCUGAGGACCUGCGGGACGUGGCCCACAACAACCUCAUGGCCAUGGCCCAGGAGGCCGGCGAUCACCUGUACUGGGGCUCGGUCAUCAGCUCUCAGAGCAACGUCGUGUCGCCCACCCCUGCUCCCCGCAGCCCGGCAGACCCCGUGCCCCAGGCCCCAGCCCUGUGGAUUGAGACCACAGCCUACGGCCUGCUGCACCUGCUGCUCCGGGAGGGCAAGGCUGAGAUGGCUGACCAGGUGGCAGCCUGGCUCACCCGCCAGAGCAGCUUCCAAGGCGGGUUCCGCAGCACCCAGGACACGGUGAUCGCCCUGGACGCGCUGUCUGCUUACUGGAUUGCCUCCCACUCUGCUGAGACGGGGGGGCUCAACGUGACCUUCAGCUCUGUGGGCCGCAACGGGCUCAAGUCCCACGUGCUGCAGCUGAGCCACCAGCAGAGUCAGGGGCUGGAGGAGGAGCUGCAGUUUUCCCUGGGCAGCAAGAUCAAUGUGAAGGUGGGAGGAAACAGCAGAGGGACCUUGAAGGUCCUUCGUACCUACAACGUCCUGGACAUGAAGAACACGACCUGCCAGGAUCUUCAGAUUGAGGUGACAGUCAUGGGCCAUGUCGAGUACACAAUGGAGGCGAACGAGGACUACAAGGACUACGAGGACGAGGAGGACUAUGGGAAGGAAGAGGACUCCGAGAGUCCAGGUCUCCCUGGGGAUGACCCAGGGGCCCCUUCCCAGCCCGUGACACCCCUGCAGCUGUUUGAGGGGCGGAGGAGCCGCCGCCGAAGGGAGGCGCCCAAGGCGGCUGAGGAGCAGGAGCCCCGAGUGCAGUACACUGUGUGCAUCUGGCGGAACAGCAGUCUGGGGCUGUCGGGCAUGGCCAUCGCGGACAUCACCCUCCUGAGUGGAUUCCACGCCCUGCGGGCUGACCUGGAGAAGUUGACUUCCCUGUCUGACCGUUAUGUGAGUCACUUUGAGACCGAGGGGCCCCACGUCCUGCUGUACUUCGACUCGGUCCCCACCUCUCGAGAGUGCGUGGGCUUCGGAGCCGUGCAGGAGGUGGCGGUGGGGCUGGUGCAGCCAGCCAGCGCGGUCCUGUACGACUACUACAACCCCGAGCAUAAGUGCUCUGUGUUUUACGGAGCACCGACCAAGAGCAAACUGUUGUCCACACUGUGCUCUGCUGACGUCUGCCAGUGUGCCGAGGGGAAGUGCCCUCGGCAGCGGCGCGCCUUGGAGCGGGGGCUGGUGGAGGACGAUGGCUACAGGAUGAAGUUCGCCUGCUACUACCCCCGUGUGGACUAUGGCUUCCAGGUGAAGGUUCUCCGAGAAGAUUCCAGAGCUGCUUUCCGCCUCUUUGAGACCAGCAUCAGCAGAGUCCUGCACUUCACCAAGGACACCCAGGCCACUGCUGGUCAGACCCGAAACUUUUUGGUUCGAGCUUCUUGCCGCCUUCACUUGGAACCUGGGAAAGAGUAUUUGAUCAUGGGUCUGGACGGGGCCACCCAUGACCUCAAGGGACAACCCCAAUACCUGCUGGACUCCAACAGCUGGGUUGAGGAGAUGCCCUCUGAGCGCUUGUGCCGGAGCACCCGCCAGCGGGCAGCCUGUGCCCAGCUCCGCAGCUUCCUGCAGGAGUACAGCCUCCAGGGGUGCCAGGUGUGAGGCUGCUCUCCCCCCAGGCUGGCCCCUGGCGGGCCAGGGCUCAAUAAAGACCUUUGACAGCCAA
This is a messenger RNA of Molossus molossus (Pallas's mastiff bat), 5533 nucleotides long. Its product is annotated as complement C4-B-like. Gene Ontology annotation, cellular component: extracellular region. The record is from RefSeq and is a predicted model, not a curated record. Gene Ontology annotation, molecular function: protein binding; endopeptidase inhibitor activity. The transcript has 41 exons. Bases 208 to 5469 code for a protein of 1753 amino acids. Lineage: Eukaryota; Metazoa; Chordata; Mammalia; Chiroptera; Molossidae. Gene Ontology annotation, biological process: complement activation; inflammatory response.